Molecule: messenger RNA, 339 nt
Organism: Elephantulus edwardii (Cape elephant shrew)
Lineage: Eukaryota; Metazoa; Chordata; Mammalia; Macroscelidea; Macroscelididae
Gene: CUNH4orf46
Product: chromosome unknown open reading frame, human C4orf46
Exons: 2
Coding region: 1-339 (112 amino acids)
Source: RefSeq, a predicted model, not a curated record
AUGGCCGAGCUAGAGGACGUGCAGCCAUCUUCGCCGCCCCCACCUCCUCCUUCCUCUCCCUCGUCUGCAGACGCCUCUUCACCUUCCCCUGGCGUUCCAUCGAGUCUGGGUUGGCAGGUUCCGAGGAGGAGCAGCGGCCUAAUAGUGGACCCGUUGGAGGAAGUGGAGUUGCAGAUCGGAGACGCAGCAUUUUCCUUAGCUCAACUUCUUGAAGCCACUUCUGCAGUGUCAGCUCAAGUGGAAGAGCUUGCCCUCAAAUGUACAGAAAAUGCACGCUUCCUUAAAACUUGGCGGGACCUAUUGAAAGAAGGUUACGAUUCUUUAAAACCUGACAACUGA